GACAAUGACAGAUCACAUAGCCGAGAACGAGGAGAGUACACCGGCCGGGGGCAAUACAACUCCCGAUAUAACUACAAUGUUUGGCGCCCUCCUGGAGCAAAUGAAAACGAUGAACGAAAACUUCUCUUCUUUCUGUUCGCCAGGAGAAGAAGAAGAGGAGGAGGAGGAAGGGAGUGAGACUGACGCUCAAGAUGGCGAUCAUGACACCCGUUUCAGAGAGCUCCUCUCAAAGAGCUCCACUGAUAGCCCCGGCGAAGGGCAAAGUAGCGAUGUUCUUAAAGACAUUGCUCAAGAUCUCAGUCUUAACGAAAAGACUGGCCCUCCUAUAUCAAAGGAGUUGRCAGACAUUUUCACAGGCCUCAUCGCGAAGAAAAUGGACGAAACAAAGCUAAAAGAAAAAAUGGAUCAGCACGUUAAGCCCGAAAACAUGGAGGACUUACGAGUGUUAAAAGUUAAUCCCUUGGUAUGGAAUCAACUCUCCUCUCAAAUGCGUACCUUGGAUUCUAAAUCCCAGAAGUCACAGGCUAUAUUACUGUCCUCAAUAAUCGCGUGCGUGAAGGCCGCGGAUAUUGUUGUGCGUAAAUAUGGUAGCGACCGUGAACUCGCUAUUUUGCUAGCCGACAGUGUAGCAUUAGGGCUACARUACAACCACGAGGAAAACCAGGCCAGAAGACAGGCGAUGAAACCCGAACUACACAAAGAUUAUGCGGCUUUGUGYAAUGUUACCAUUSAGGGCAACGCAGAAUACCUGUUUGGGGAUAUCUCCAAACUCACAAAAGACAUCGCCGAGGCGAAUAAGCUGGCAAAGAAAGUCCGCCCAAAGGUUUCUACCAACCCACGUGGGGACCGCUACAAUCACGGUCGGGCUGGGUCGUCAGGAUAUAACCGGCGUUUCCAACCCUACAACAGCAAGAACCGAGGAAGUUCUUUUUUAAACAAAAGUUUUCUCUCCAAAAGCAGAAAGAAAAAGGAGGGAACGAACAGCAAUUAGCUGUAGAGACAAAGUCUGAUCUCCAGGUGCCUAUCCAAGAUCUCGCAGGACAAAGCGCAAGGAAUACUGAUAGUGC
This is a messenger RNA of Exaiptasia diaphana, 1067 nucleotides long. RefSeq lists its product as uncharacterized. The record is from RefSeq and is a predicted model, not a curated record. NCBI's taxonomy places the organism in Eukaryota, Metazoa, Cnidaria, Anthozoa, Actiniaria, Aiptasiidae. Bases 5 to 991 code for a protein of 328 amino acids. The transcript has 2 exons.